This is a messenger RNA of Oreochromis niloticus (Nile tilapia), 1414 nucleotides long. Its product is annotated as CMP-N-acetylneuraminate-beta-galactosamide-alpha-2,3-sialyltransferase 1-like. Gene Ontology annotation, biological process: sialylation. The record is from RefSeq and is a predicted model, not a curated record. NCBI's taxonomy places the organism in Eukaryota, Metazoa, Chordata, Actinopteri, Cichliformes, Cichlidae. Gene Ontology annotation, molecular function: beta-galactoside (CMP) alpha-2,3-sialyltransferase activity. Bases 308 to 1096 code for a protein of 262 amino acids. Gene Ontology annotation, cellular component: membrane. The transcript has 6 exons.
GGCUCCUUUAAAAGCAAUACACUUUCCUUUAGUCGUUGCCUGAGCAUCGAACCAAUUCUGGCAGUUAUGCACCUUGGUGCUUAAAGUCUGUUUACUUGUUUGCCUUCGUCUCAUCCAUCAUCUGUUUUAUCCAGGAGCCUGAUCUGUUUUCCUGUUGGAGGAUUCUGCCGAGAGAGCUGCAUUGGGUUUUGUUUACCUGACUAACCUGCCUGGCUUAUUCCAUGUAAAAGAUUGUGGAUUUUCUUUCACUUUGUUUGUAUAAAACAGAACAGAUCAGAUCCUCAUACAAGAAUAUCAUUGUGGGAAGAUGCUUACAAGGAAACAAUUAGUUUUCUUGGUCUUGCUGUGUGUCACUGCCAUUGGAGUUUUUUCUAGAGCUUCAUGGAUUUUAUCUGUGUACCAGAAUUCCUCCUUCCCUCAGAAUGGAAGUGUUUGUGCAUGUAACAAAUGUUUAAUGGAAUAUGACCCAUGGCUUAGUGAACUUAUGAAAGACUCUCCUGAGCCCUUUUUAUCACCCACAAACAAUAUCUCAGAGGAUACAUUUAACUGGUGGAAGGGCAUACAGUAUGACAGACGCAACUUCAAUUUCUACAAUAAAACAGUGGAGAAGGUGUUUCAGAUCUUCCCAACCAAAGUCAAUUUCACAAGAUCCCGCCCUGAUGUUUGUAGGACUUGUGCUGUUGUUGGGAAUUCUGGUAAUCUCAAAGGAUCACAUUACGGACCAUUGAUAGACUUUCAUGAUAUUGUCAUAAGAAUAAACCGUGCCCCUACAAAAGGCUUUGAAAGAGAUGUUGGAAACAAAACAACAUACCAUGUGAUGUAUCCAAACAGUUACAAAAAUUUGGACAACACCACACAUCUUGUGUUUUUUCCAUUCAAAAUCUAUGAUCUACAGUGGCUCAUUCAGUCCUUUACACAAAGGCAAAUAAGAGCUGCUAAAUCGGGUUUGAAAGCUAACAAGGAUAUGGUGAUGAUCCUUAGUCCAGCUUUCAUGAAAUAUGUCCAUUGUGUUUGGCUAAAACGGAAGGGCAAGUAUCCAUCCACUGGCUUUAUGACUUUGAUUCUCAGCUUGUACAUAUGUGAUGAGGUAGGUUGAUGAAACAGAUCAUAAUUUAUAGUUACACCAUUGAUUGUUUUUUAAUUUGCUUUGGAGAUUACAUUAAAGCAGUGAGAAAAUUUAAAGGUUAAUCCAGACAUCCCAAAAUGUUAUGUCCACAUAUUCAAUUCAAUUCAAUUUUAGUUUUAUAGCGCCAAAUCACAACAACAGUCACCUCAAGGCACAUUAUAUUGUACAGUAGAUCGUUCAAUAAUAAAUAUAGAGAAAAACACAAACACUCAUGUGAUCCUCUAAGAGCAAGCACUUUAGCGACAGUGGGAAGGAAAAACUAUGCUUUACCAAAAAGGAAAGUUUUAA